Messenger RNA from Myripristis murdjan (pinecone soldierfish), 3208 nucleotides. Its product is annotated as carboxyl-terminal PDZ ligand of neuronal nitric oxide synthase protein-like. NCBI's taxonomy places the organism in Eukaryota, Metazoa, Chordata, Actinopteri, Holocentriformes, Holocentridae. Gene Ontology annotation, molecular function: nitric-oxide synthase binding. The transcript has 13 exons. The record is from RefSeq and is a predicted model, not a curated record. The coding region runs from base 372 to 2579 and encodes 735 amino acids.
UCACACGCUCCCUCCCGGACGGGUAGGCUGGACCCGGCCAACUUCCACGCAGAGAGGAAAAAAGUAGGAAAACAACUCCUCCUUCCACGCGCCGCGGUUUGUCCUGGCCUGUGUGUGUGUUUGGAGUUGUUACAGCGCCCAUCGGCAGGGAAACAGCUCGCAGGAGCGCUGCUAAAGAAGUUGCACCCACUUAGCCGCUGUUGAAGGCGGCGUGUCGCCGGGACGCUCUCGCUGCAAUGGAGCACAGCGACUGACCUGAUCGGAUCUUGGGGAUUGCCUUUUCUUGGAUUCUAGCAGUUUAACCGAGCCGGUUCGGCUUUUCCCGCGGUAUUCUUUUUGGUUAUUCUGGAAGACGAGUAAAUACUGUGGCCAUGCCAGGGAAAACCAAGUAUAACCUCGUUGAUGAUGGUCAUGAUCUGAGGAUCCCGUUGCACAACGAGGAAGCAUUCCAGCAUGGGAUCAACUUCGAGGCAAAGUACAUCGGCAGCCUGGAUGUGGCGCGGCCGAACAGCCGAGUGGAGAUCGUGGCUGCGAUGAGGAGAAUACGGUAUGAGUUUAAAGUGAAAAACAUCAAGAAGAAAAAGGUCAACAUCGUGGUGUCGGUGGACGGCGUGAAAGUCACCUUGAGGAAAAAGAAAAAAAAGAAGGAAUGGACAUGGGAUGAGAGCAAGAUGAUGGUUAUGCAGGAUCCUAUUUACAGGAUAUUCUACGUGUCUCAUGACUCCCAAGACCUGAAGAUCUUCAGCUACAUCGCCAGAGACGGACAGAGCAACGUCUUCCGCUGCAACGUCUUCAAGUCCAAGAAGAAGAGCCAGGCCAUGCGUAUCGUGCGGACGGUCGGCCAGGCCUUCGAGGUUUGUCAUAAACUGAGCCUGCAGCACACACAGCAGAACGCAGACGGACAGGAGGACUGCCACAACGAAAAGAACGACUCCUCUGUCACAGCUCGGGAGCUGACCGGCGCGGAGAAGGCGGCCACGGUUGCCGAGGAGACAGACAUCGAUGCGGAGGAGACGAGCCAGUCGCCAGCGGCGGAGGAGGUCAGCCACAGCCGAGGAGUGACUGACCUGGACGCCACCGCCAAGACCGCCGAGCUCAACCACACAGAUAGCAAGGCUCCAGAAGAGGCCUCUCUGCUGAUGUCCAGCCCCAGGAUGCUGCUCCCUGCGUCGGGCACACUGCCGCCGGGAGCCCCCCUGUCCGUCCACCACCAGAUCCAGCUGCUCCAGCAGCAGCUGCAGCAGCAACAGCAGCAGACGCAAGUGGCUGUGGCACAGGUCCACCUGUUGAAGGACCAGCUGAGCGCGGAGGCCACGGCUCGGCUGGAGGCGCAGGCUCGAGUCCACCAGCUGCUGCUGCAGAACAAGGACCUGCUGCAGCACAUCUCGCUGCUGGUCAAGCAGAUCCAGGAGCUGGAAACCAAAUUCUCCGGACCAAACUCCAUGGGAUCCCAGGACAGCCUGUUGGAGAUCACCUUCCGGUCCACCGUGCCCCCGGUGCUCUGUGACCCCACCACCCCGAAGCCCGAGGUGGCCAACCUGAACCUGCCGUCUCUGGGCGCCGGCGACGGGACGAGCAACGCCUUCUCGUCGUCCAGCGGGGCGCUCGGAAGCCCCCUAGUUGAUCAGAGCAUGUUUGAGAACUCCAUCGCCCAGCAGCAGAGCCCUCAGAGCUCCAGGCCGGGCCAGCCUUUGGCCCGACGCACCCAGGGCACGGCUAACCCUAACCUGGGCGGGGGCUCCGUGGACUCCCCGUCCUCUGGAGGCCAGCAGAGGCUGAAAAACGCCAUUAACCUGGGCAAGGCGGUCGGGGCAAAGGUCAACGAUCUGCUGAGGAGGAAGGAGCCCAGUCACCUCGGAGACAUCGGCGUCACCGAGGUGAACAAGAACGUGGGAGCUGUGUGGAGCUGCAUGGACCAGCUCAGCCAGAGCACCGCCAACAGCCACAUCUCCCUGGACUCCUUCCCCCGGCUGGACCCGCCGCCUCCCACGGGGAAGAAGCGCCUCCCGCGGGCGCUGAAGACCACCCAGGACAUGAUGAUCUCCUCCGACCCCGUGGUCACCUCUCCGGAAACCGCCGACUCCGCGUCCUUCCUCUCCUCGCCCGACAAGGCGCCGCUCCUCGACAGAGAGGAGCCGGCCAACGGUGAGGAGCUGCGGAGCGAGAAGGAGGAGGAGGAGCCGGAGCAAAACAAGGCGGAGGCGACAGAAGGGCCCGAGCAGACCGAGAGGAACCUCACGGGGAGCCACGGGAAGACGGAUGGAGUGACAGGCGAAGGAGAGGAUGACGCAGAGGAGAAGAGCGUGGAGGAACGCCAGCUCCAGCUCCAGCUCUCCGUCCCGGACCUGAUCCACAAGGACCCCCCGCUGCUGGAGCCCAGAGCCAAAACCUGCGAGGCCUGGCAGAGGGCGUCCGGGCCGGACUCCAGGCUGGCCUCCACGCCCUGCCACGGUAAAGCCGCCUACCGCAUCAGCCUGGGCGAGGAGGUGCUGCUGGAGAACGGCGCCCCCUGCAGGAAAAACGCCGGGGUGAGCGCCGAGGACGCAGAACCCCACCCGGACCUGCUUUCGUUUGAGUAGCAAGCCGGGGAGAUUUACCAGAGCAGUAUAUUUCAAGUAUCUGAGAAAAAAAAAGAAAAAAAAAAAGGAACUUAGGAAGCGCUUGGUUUAACUUUCUCCUCUCAUUUCUGCUCAAGAGGCCGCUGAAGUGCCUGUCAUGUUAAUUGAAACGCACUGCAAUAAGUAGAUAAAAUAUUCACAGCCAAUUUUGAAUGCAUAAUCUGCUCUGCUCCGUGGUAAAGCAGAGGCUGAUUUAGAGAAGCCCUGAUGACCCUUCACGUCUUUUUUCCCCUCCCCUCUCUCUCUCUCUCUCUCUCUUUCUUCCUUUCUUUCUGCAGAACAUAGAGGUUCUGCUCCCAAAUUGGCUGAAGUCUCUUUACACAUUACAGUGAAUUUUUUAAGCUAUUAUUGAAAGGAAACACUUCCAGCCGGCAUGAAAAAAAAAAGUAAGAAAUACAUACCAGGGCAGAGGCCGGAUCUCUGAUCUUGAUCCUGGCAGCUUUGUCGAAGCACAGACAGGUUAAAAGAAAAAAAAAAAAAGAAAAAAGAAAGAAAGAAAAAGAAAAGGUUUUGGCCCCGGUGGUAAAAAUCUGUCUCCCUUAUCUAUCAAGCCUCUCUGAGUGAGACAGCUUGAUCGUCAUGAUAGGAGA